This is a messenger RNA of Lathyrus oleraceus (garden pea), 1320 nucleotides long. RefSeq lists its product as uncharacterized. Lineage: Eukaryota; Viridiplantae; Streptophyta; Magnoliopsida; Fabales; Fabaceae. Gene Ontology annotation, cellular component: catalytic step 2 spliceosome. The transcript is spliced from 3 exons. The coding region runs from base 1 to 1320 and encodes 439 amino acids. Gene Ontology annotation, molecular function: protein binding; RNA binding. The record is from RefSeq and is a predicted model, not a curated record.
AUGGAUUUUUACAACGGUCGGCAUUUCCUGCAUCAUUACAAAAUACCAGAUCCUCCCGCCAGUACCGAUGUGUACAGUCCCCUGUCAUCUCCCCUUUGGAGUCUACCGUCUCCCUCACAGACACUUGUUUCAUUGCAUCCUAAUCAAACUCCACCACUGAGAAACUUCCUCGGGCAUAAUACAUCUAGGAUAUCCCAAUCCCCACUUUGCGGACCAUGGAUUGCUUCUUCUACACCUGCACAUGAUAACAAUUCCUAUCUCUCUGCAUCACCUGUCACUGAUACAUUUAAGUCCAGUUCAAUCAAAGGAACCUCUGCACCUUCUUCCUCUAGCAUUAAGAAUGUCCCACCUAAUCUGCAAGCUUCUAAUGUAGGUCUACAAAAUGUAUUUCUGCAAACUACUCCUCUGUUUAAUACAAACAAUGUGACGGUAUCAUCUGCCAGGCAUUCUUGUGAUCCAAAGUCCAAAAAAAGGAAAAAGGUUACAACAGAGUCUGAGGAUCUUGGCCACAAGGCUAUUCAUAUGCAGUCCCAUCUAGUAUCAACUCCUGUUGUCAGCAACCAUAUAUCUCCUGCUAACGCCACUGCAACCCCUGUUGUGAAUGUGCCAGUAACUACUGUUGAAAAAUCAGUUGAGUCUGUAUCUCCUCUAUCUCUUCCUGAUCGCCUCAAAACAUGGGAUACAAAAACAGGAAAACAAAUAAAAAAAAAGAUGGUAGAGCAUCUCUCAUAUGUCAAUAGUUGCUGUCCUUCCCGGAGGGGGCCUCCUCUUGUUGUCAGUGGCUCUGAUGACGGAACAGCAAAAUUAUGGGACAUGCGUCAAAGGGGUUCCAUCCAAACAUUCCCUGAUAAAUACCAAAUCACUGCUGUCAGUUUCUCUGAUGCCUCAGAUAAGAUCUACACUGGUGGUAUUGAUAAUGAUGUUAAGAUAUGGGACUUACGUAAAGGUGAGGUUAUCAUGACACUUCAAGGUCAUCAAGAUAUGAUUACGAGCAUGCAAUUGAGCCCAGAUGGUUCCUACCUUCUUACAAAUGGCAUGGAUUGCAAGCUAUGCAUUUGGGAUAUGCGUCCGUAUGCUCCACAAAAUCGAUGUGUGAAGAUUUUAGAAGGCCAUCAACACAACUUUGAGAAGACUUUGUUGAAAUUUGGUUGGUCACCUGAUGGAAGCAAGGUCACAGCUGGGAGUUCUGAUCGAAUGGUUUACAUUUGGGAUGCCACUUCUCGAAGAAUAUUGUAUAAGCUUCCUGGACACAAUGGGUCUGUUAAUGAGUCUGUUUUCCAUCCCAAACUCCUCCAUUUCCUCAUUAACCUGCUACCAUAA